Molecule: messenger RNA, 4891 nt
Organism: Nestor notabilis (Kea)
Lineage: Eukaryota; Metazoa; Chordata; Aves; Psittaciformes; Psittacidae
Gene: LARP4B
Product: La ribonucleoprotein domain family, member 4B
Exons: 16
Coding region: 1-4776 (1591 amino acids)
Biological process (GO): positive regulation of translation
Cellular component (GO): cytoplasmic stress granule; cytosol
Molecular function (GO): mRNA 3'-UTR binding
Source: RefSeq, a predicted model, not a curated record
AUGUCUCCAACAUUUUCCUAUCUUGAUGUAGACAACAGACAAAAUACAAAAGAUAGGGAGUUUUACAGUAUUUGUGUUGUAGAUGCUGAAGAUCUGAAAGGGGCUGAAGAGGUGCCAGCUACUGUGCAUGGAGAGACUGCAGCAGACAUAGAUAACUCAGCUGUUACUGAUGAAGGAAUGUGCAGCAUGGCACAACCUCUAGACACUGGGGAAGAAUUUCCAGUGCAGCAGUCGACACAAGUGGAACCAAAGUUUAAUUCACAGAAAGAACUGUUUGAGUAUAAAAGAUUGGAUAGGUCAAGCAUACAGGAAAAGGAAGCAAAGGAAUAUCGUAGCACAGACAUCCGAUCUUCUUAUGAUAACUUAUUGGCUAACAGGAGUCAGGUGCAUGGGUUAAAUACUGACAGUACAGUAAAAGAUGGCUUAAGAGUGAAAGUAUUUGAUGAAGUCAUCCCUGAGAAUCAACAGGAGUUGUAUACAAGAGGUCAUGCUGUCAGUUGGAAUGAAUCACUCCACAGCACUUGUGAUUCUGUAAAAUUUGUGAAUGCUGCCGAAGAGGACCGAUGCAGCCCUAAUUCAGAAAAUGCAAAACAUGGUGAUUCCAGUGUAUCAUUAAACACUGGAGUAUGUAAUUCAGGAAAAAAUGAGGAAAGUCAUGGUUCUGACAUACUACCAUUUGGUUUAAGUAGGCAUUCCUCAAGUGUUGUAAGGGAAAUAAAUACUAAACAGGUGGCAGAUAACAUGAGGGGUAACUUUAAAUUAUCAUUGGAGUUACAUGAAACGGACAAUGACUCUUUUUUGGUGAGUCAACAUGUAGAAAAGCUUGCUGAAGAAGGCUACUUCCUAAAGCCAGAAAGUGAAGUGAAUGUGGAAAAGAGAACAUUUCAAAGAACAUCUGGUCAUGGCCAGGUGCUUGCAUCUGACUCUCAUGAACAUCACAGUGUUUUGGAAGAAUACUUGAAAGAUAAAGAGAAAUGCACAGGUACAGUUUUGCAUAGCUGUGAAGCUUUGAAUAUGAUUGAAAUACAUGAAAACCUGGAAGAAAGUUCUGAUUUUCAAACUCAAAUUAAGGGUUGCACUGAAAGCAAGACAUCAGUAGAAGCUGCAAACCAUAGUGGCAUGGAGGAAGAUGUUUUUGUGAGUAUCGCUGAGCUAAAAGGUAACGUGCUUGAGGAAGCUAGUAGCUUGAGCGGAGCUCCAUCAUGGGUAAGUGAUGGCAGUUUGACAUCUUGUGAGCUACAUAACACAGGCACAGAUGAAAUGUUCCUAAAGGAAAACAGCCUAGAAUCUCAGAUUUCACAAGAGCCACCAGGGAAUAAACUAUGCAAAUAUUCAAAUUCAGAUAGCAAAACCAGCUUCUCCUCUGUGUCUGUGGAACAUGAGGGUAUGAUUAAAACUGACAUGAACUGUAGACAAGAUGAGCAACAGGAUACAUAUUCUUUCCACACAGUGGAGAAUCAGUGGAAUGCAGGGACUGAUUUAGGCGAAAUAGCUGGGGAUGUAGUAGAAUCUAUAAAACAGAUAAAAUUUGAAGCUCACCUGAAUGAGAUAGUUGGUAACAAGGCUGAAAAUGUAAAACAGAAUUUGGAUGCUAAUAUUAGUGAUCGUGAUAAAACCAUCUUAAAUUGCAAUAAAGGCUUAACUCACGAUCAGAAUACUUAUUCUAACUCCGCUGUACCUUCGGCUUUGGACAGCUGUAGGUACAAGAGUGUAAACUUGAUAGACACUAAAAAUCAAGAAGAUGCUGUGAAUCUCUUACAUAAAGCCCAUAAUAGUUUACCUUCAUUGUGUCAAGAUGCAUGUUGUCAUGUGUGUGAUAAACCAGUAGAAGAGCCUGAGUUAUGUCACUGUGCCACUCCAGAGCCAGAGGUUGGGAACACCCAAGUUCCUGUUGGGCCUUUUACUGAAGUAGAAUCAGAGACUCAUGAAAACAGUGUGUGUGAUGUAAGUGAGUGUAAUCUGCGGCAUGGUGAAGUAGAACACUGUGUCAGCAUCCACUCAAAGGAGGAGAACCUCGCUGGUUUUAGUACGUCAACUGGGAAUCUAGAAGCUUUUACCACGGGGAAUUUAAAGCAGUUAGAAUCCAAGACUACUGAACUGAAAAGCACCAGUUACAUAUUAAAUACUCAAAUCAAUGACUUGACUGCAGGUUGGGAACAGAUGCAGUCAGAUCACAAGAUUUUCUCAAACAAAGAGUUUGGAGUUUUUGUUGACCCAGAGCAGGUAGACAAAUACGCUGCUACUCCUUCCUAUGAAAUACAUAGGGCCUCACCUGGUGCCUCAACAUUUCAGCGAGGCAAUGAGCUGUGUGUAUUAGAUCUGAUGGAAGAUACACCAAGUGACCAAGAGCACUGCUAUGAACUGGCCAGACAAAAUCCCCACGUUGAAAUAUGGUCACAUUUCAUCAGUCUUCAGACUGGCAAUGCUGACUGGACAAAUCAGUUAUUUUCUGACACCCUUAUUGCUGGUAAUGGUGAAUAUCUGAUGGGCUUUUUAUGCGAUAAUGCAAUUUCUAACAAUACCAUGAAGAAUGACAGACUGUGUAUAGUUAGUGAAAGCUUCCAGAAUGAACCUGAAGACUUAAGAGGAGCUUCAUAUGCAGUAGGAAGAUACCCAUAUCAGCUGCUAGCACCAGAAAAUGUUGCUACUUGGGGAAGGCAAGAUAAAGAUGAAUUUGAGUCAACCAAGGUUUCUGAGUUAAACCCCAAUGCAAAGGUGUGGGGAAAUCAUAUGUUACACUUGGAAGCGAGUGGUGCCACUGAUGGUAGUGUGAGCAAAACGUGGGAAGAAAUACCUGACCAACCUCCAGACUCUUGUAAAGAAGAACUGGAUGCCAGUGGUGAUGGUGACAAAAAGCAUCAGAAUGCAGUGCUGACAGAGCUGCAGGAGCCAUCACCAGUUGUUUCAGUGUCAGACCAGACAGAUAUGAACCCUUUGGCUCUCGAUCAUUCUGAGUAUGAGUCUAUGCAUGAAGCCACCCAGACAGGUGGAAAUGAACAGUUGCAGCCAGAAGGUCAGGAAGAUUUACGAGAAUUACUGAAAAAAACAUUGGAAUUCUGUUUAUCUAGAGAAAAUCUUGCCAGUGACAUGUAUCUUAUAUCACAGAUGGACAGUGAUCAGUAUGUGCCAAUAAUGACAGUAGCAAACCUUGAUCAUGUCAAGAAACUCAGUACUGAUAUGGAUUUGAUUGUUGAAGUGCUGAGAUCAUUGCCUUUAGUCCAAGUGGAUGAGAAGGGAGAAAAAGUUAGGCCAAAUCAGAAUCGUUGUAUUGUGAUUUUACGUGAAGUACCUGAAUCUACCCCUAUUGAAGAGGUUGAAGCACUUUUCAAAGGAGAUAAUUUGCCUAGGUUUAUUAACUGUGAGUUUGCCUACAAUGACAAUUGGUUUAUUACAUUUGAAUCAGAAGCCGAUGCACAGCAGGCUUACAGAUAUCUUAGAGAAGAAGUGAAAACUUUCCAAGGAAAACCGAUUAAGGCAAGGAUAAAAGCAAAGGCAAUAGCUAUAAACACUUUUUUGCCAAAGAAUGGAUAUAGACCUCUGGAUAUGAACCUCUACACGCAGCAGCGUUACACAACAUCCUUUUACUUACCUCCAGUAUACAGUCCCCAUCAGCAGUUUCCAUUGUACAGCUUAAUUGGUCCACAGGCCUGGUCAGCCACCCACAGCUACCUUGACCCUUCAUUGGUAACACCAUUUCCAAAUGCUGGAUUCAUCAAUGGGUUCACAUCUCCAACCUUCAAGCCUGCUGCUUCUCCAUUGACUACACUCAGACAAUAUCCUCCCAGGAACAGGAAUCCUAGCAAGUCUCAUAUACGACAUACAAUACCCAGUGCAGAGAGGGGACCUGGGCUUCUAGGCAGUCCUACAAUAUUCGACUUUUCUGCUGAUCGUUUAAUCAAUGGCGUCAGGAGUCCACAGACGCGGCAGCCGGGACAAAACAGGACACGGAUGCAGAAUGCUACUACGAGUUAUACCAAGAGGGAAGUGGGAACUGGACGGAUGGAACAGACCAGUGUUGACUCGUCUCCUGGAUUAGGUAGAGGAAGGAAAAACUCAUAUGGCUACCGAAAGAAAAGGGAGGACAAGUUUACAAGAGGCCAAACACAGUCUCCACCACCCCCAAAACCUCCAUCUCCUAGCUUUGAAUUGGGUUUAUCUAGCUUUCCUCCAUUGCCUGGGGCUGCUGGCAAUUUAAAGACCGAAGACCUUUUUGAAAACAGACUGUCCAAUGUGGUAAUAGGAACGACAAAAGAAAGAAACAUUAACGUUGAUGCAAGUACAAACACUAUUCCGUCGGGAAUUCCUCGAGAGCCAGUGUUGCCAGUUUCUUCUACAUUGCCCAGGACGUUUGAAAGGUCUCCUUCGCCACCCCAGUCUUCUGAGGACUCCAAGGUUGUGGAUAAACCGCAGAAAGAGACACAGAGUACAGAAAGGCUUUCUUCUUCCACACUCAGUACUGCAUGUAAAUCGGUACAAGUCAAUGGGGCUGCCAUAGAACUUCGAAAACCUAGUUAUGCAGAAAUUUGCCAGAGAACAACCAAGGAUCCUCCUACAUUGCAACCCCAGAAAGAACAGAAGCCAAACACUGUAGCAUGUGGGAAAGAAGAAAGAAAGCCCACAGAAACAAUAGAGAAAAACAGAGAACCUCCUCCUGCAAAGUCACAUCCUGGACAACCCAAAGACCAGAGGAGACAGUCAGGACGCAGAUCGUCCCCUCCAGCCGUUGGCAAACGUUUAAACAAAGAACAGAGCACCCCUCCAAAAUCUCCUCAGUGAAACUAACACCUGGGGGGGAUUUGAAAAGAGGUCUGCUUCCCACAAAUUAAACCCAUGUUCCCACUAAGAUACCUGAGAAUGAGUUGCUGGUUAGGAGCUUGCAGUGAUACUAGGC